AUGGAGAACUCAAUCGACCAUGCCAGCACACAGGAUCAUAUUCUUUCUCAAUUGUCUCAGGGAGCAGAGCCAGCUACAGAAAUCACUACCUUGAACCUACGUUCGGACAGCCAUGUUGCUCCUACCACUUCCGAAUCGACAGACCGCAAUUUGAUGGAAUCUCCCAUGGGCAAUCCAACCUCUACUGCUCUACAAGACGUUGAUUUCGCAGAUCCCCAAUCUGUUUGGGCAGAACCCAGCGGGGGACACAUUCACAAAUCAGCUCCUUUAACUUCUUCGCCUGGAGUUCGAAGUCUACACAGUUCGGAGUCAGGUCGCAAUCGACAUUCAGAGCAAGGUCAACAACGAGAAUCACAGAGACGCAACUCUUCUGCGCUCCCCCAAACAAUCUCAAGGUCCCACAGAUCCCAUAAUAUCACAAACACCACCGAUGAUGAAAUCUCGGAAACCUCUGCUGAAGUUUCAUUCGCCUUUCCGGGUAUCUAUCAAGAGGUAAUGGAACAGUGGGCGAGGGAGAGACGAGAGAGACAAGACGGAACGACACGGGCUCCUCGAGUAAAAGAGCAGCCUGACUGCAUUGUUCUUCGGGAAGCAUCGUACAGCGACCCCCCUUCUUACCAUGAAGCAGUGGAAUCCUAUGGAUAUGGUGGGCAUAUUAUUGGCACAAACCACUCAGAGAUCUCGGAUAAUCAACACCUUGCAGCCCAUGACAUGCUGGAUACGGACGAGGAGCAGCCGCUGAUUAGAUCUACUUCAGCCGAUGCCGAGAUAUAUGAUGUUCACUUUGACGAGAAAUCCUCCCAUUCUGAGGUAUCAGUGGCAGAUGAAUCAAAAUCUGAGGUCGAACACCUGUCAGAUAUUGGCAUGCCCCCGCUAUCUCAACCCGACAUGCAACCCAAUCUCAGGGACUAUGGAACGUUUUCUUUUACUCGCCAAGCGGCGACCAUGCCUGUACGGACUUCCUUUGAAUAUUCAGAACGUGGCACCGUUGAAUAUCUAUGCAAUAAUCAUCAAAACCCGUUUUAUUCGCCCGACGACUCCACCUCUCCAGGGAUUAUCUCACCAGAGAUUCCAUCAACAGAAAGGACCUCAGUCACACCGAGAUCGACUAUAAUUUGGUCUCCGGUCGAAUCUGACAUUCUUUUCCCAAUUCCAGUGACCGAGCAAAACGAAUACUUCUUUGCGGAUGGCAAGACCAGCGGCCAAUACCCAGACCAAGGAAACCAGCCAGUCAAAAUGACACCGCAUAUCAGCGAUGAUGGCCAUAUGAACAACCAAAGCCCAUAUCCGAUUGUAGAUCAGAGGACUCAAGGUUUAAACAACUUGAUUUCUCCGGGCAUGCUUUCCCGGGAGAUACCUUCCAAUAGUAUUGAUCAGGCCGUGAUGAGUUUUGAGGACGAUUUUACAGACGAUGAGUUUUACCCAGGAGUGGGUGCGCCACAGGGACAGUUUCAGUGA
This is a messenger RNA of Penicillium soppii, 1458 nucleotides long. RefSeq lists its product as uncharacterized. NCBI's taxonomy places the organism in Eukaryota, Fungi, Ascomycota, Eurotiomycetes, Eurotiales, Aspergillaceae. Bases 1 to 1458 code for a protein of 485 amino acids. The transcript is spliced from 2 exons. The record is from RefSeq and is a predicted model, not a curated record.